Molecule: messenger RNA, 2052 nt
Organism: Penicillium taxi
Lineage: Eukaryota; Fungi; Ascomycota; Eurotiomycetes; Eurotiales; Aspergillaceae
Exons: 4
Coding region: 1-2052 (683 amino acids)
Biological process (GO): DNA-templated transcription; regulation of DNA-templated transcription
Molecular function (GO): DNA-binding transcription factor activity, RNA polymerase II-specific; DNA binding; zinc ion binding
Source: RefSeq, a predicted model, not a curated record
AUGUCGACUAAUCUGGAGAAUUCUCGGGCCCGUCCUUUACAAUCAAAGACGCAACGCCCACUAGCAUGUUUGCAAUGUCAGCAGCGAAAGGUGAAGUGUGAUCGCAAGUCUCCAUGUAUAAACUGCAUCAAGCACCAGAGACAGUGUAUACCAACGUCGCAGACUCGUCCAAGAAAGCGUCGGUUCCCAGAGCGGGAGCUUCUCGAUCAGCUUCGCAAAUACGAGCAUCUCCUUAGGCAGAAUAAUGUCAGCUUCGACCCUCUUCAUACCAGUCAAAUUGUCGAAGAGAGCAAGGCAUCUGAUUCAGAAGGCCCGGAGAUUGGAGAGACUAUUUCUUCGCCUCCAUUGCCUGAGAAGUCGGACAGCACAUAUCAAGCCAAGAGUUUUUGGCACGCUAUGAGCCAUGGGAUAAAACCUCUCAAUAAUGGCGGUCCGCCUAAAAAUUACUGGGGCCAAAUUUUCAAAAGCGAUGAUCAUAUCAUGCUUAGCUCCGGUAAUCCAGAUAUCGAACUCGCCACCCUCCAUCCUGAACCUGUUCAGAUCUUUAAGCUCUGGCAAAUAUACCUGGACAACGUCAAUCCAUUAUUCAAGGUUACACAUACGCCAAGCCUCCAGGGGCGGAUCAUUGAGGCUGCAAGUGAUCUUCUAAAUACGCAGCCUCCGUUGGCGGCUCUCAUGUUCGGCAUCUACUGCAUUUCCAUCUUCAGCCUCGCUCCCGAGGACUGUGAGACUAUCUUCAGCUUGUCGAAAGAAGAUCUUUUGUCAAAGUAUCAGUUUGCCUGUCAACUAGCUCUCUCGAAGUCCUCAUUUUUGCGGAGUGAAGAUCGUGACUGCUUGACCGCAUUUUACCUUUUUUUGGUUUCCCUCAGCUUUAAUACCGACCCUCGAUCUAUAUCAUCUAUGCUUGGUAUUGCGACCCGCAAUGCGCAACGCAUGGGAAUUCACAACGAAUCAGUUCUGGCCAGAAGUACUGUUUUUGAAGCUGAGAUGCGCCGAAGACUUUGGUGGUCGCUUCUAUUCUUUGAGGCUCGUAUGAGCGAGUUGGAUGAUUCCCAGACCAUGACAUAUAAUCCUACCUGGGACAUCAAGAUUCCACUAAAUGUGAACGACUCGGAGCUGUGGGUUGAAAUGAAGGAAUUGCCGAGAGCCCAAGGCAAAGCUACUGAGGCGCUUUUUGCUGUGGUGCGAAGUAAAGUCGGAGACUUCAUUCGGAACACGCCCUUCUUUCUUGAUUUCACCAAUCCAGCUUUCAAAGGUAUUGCCAAGAAUGGUCUGGGAAAGGACUUGGCUGCUCUUGAAAGGAGUCUGGAAGAAGAUUAUUUCCAGUUCUGUAAUCCUGCCAACCCACUUCACUAUAUGACAAUGUGGAAUACGCGCGGUCAAAUUGCGAGAUAUCAUCUGAUGGAAAUCUAUUCCAAAAACCUGAGCUCUUCGCAGCAAGCAAGUGAGAAAGCUGACGCUGUGAUAUUGCAUGCCAUCCGAUUCCUUGAGUGUGACACGAAAAUUAUGUCUUCAUCUCUUACAAAAAGUUACAGAUGGUUACUUCAUCUUUACUUCCCGUUCCCAGCGUACAUCUCAAUCGUCCAAAUUUUUACUAGGUAUCCUACAAGUCAGUACAACGCACAGGCUUGGGAAGCCAUGGAUGCAAAUUAUGAGGCCCGAUUCGGCUCUCUCACCUCAAUUAACGGACCCCUUUUCAGCAUGUUCUCUGGGGUCAUCUUGCAAGGCUGGAAGGCUGUCGAAAUAGCUAUAAAACAAUCUGGAGGCUCUGCAGCUCCUCCAAAACUUGUUGCCACUAUCAGACAACGGUUGACGGAGGCGUCGUCUAAUAUCCCAUCUGAGCAAAUCAACGACCUGGAUUUUGUUCCUAAUCAUCCCCUUAUUCCUAUGCUAGCAGAUGAUAAUCUACUCUCAAGCCUGGAUUGGUCAAAUGGAUUUACGACUUCAGAACCAAUGGGUUUCCCUAGCAUAGCCGAUCAUCCGAUGCUCCCUUUUGAUACUCAUCAUUCAAAUUGGGUUUCCAUGGUCUGGAGCUUGCAUGGCAGGACCUAG